ACCAUGGUGUGCCCCUGUGGCCUGCUAACCCGCCAGGAGGAGCCAGUACCACUGAAGAGCAUCUCUGACCUUUCCAUUUGUGAGUUUGUGGCUGGCGUGUCUGCAACCUUAAACUAUGAGAAUGAGGAGAAAGUUCCUCUGGAGGCCUUCUUUGUGUUUCCCAUGGAUGAAGACUCAGCUGUCUAUAGCUUCGAGGCCAUGGUGGAUGGGAGUAUAAUUAAAGCGGAAUUACAGGACAAGACGGAGGCACACGCCAACUAUGAGAACGCCAUCAGCCAGGGCCACCAAGCCUUCCUACUAGAGGAGGACGACUGCUCCAGGGAUGUCUUCUGUUGCAACGUGGGGAACCUCCGCCCUGGGUCAAAGGUGGCGCUCACCCUCAAGUACGUGCAGGAGCUGCCCCUGGAAGCAGAUGGGGCUCUGCGCUACGUGCUCCCAGCGAUCCUGAAUCCUCGCUACCAACUCUCCGGAUGCCCUGAGGACAGCUGCCUUACAAUGAAGACUCCUGUGGUCCCUCUGGAGGACCUGCCCUACACAAUCAGCAUGGUUGCCACUGUCAGUUCCCAGCACGGCAUCGAGAGGACUCAGUCCAAUUGCUCCUUGAGUCCUGUUGAGUACCUGGGGGAUAAUAAGACUUCUGCUCAGGUUUCCUUGGCUGAUGGACACAAGUUUGAUCGAGACGUGGAACUCCUGAUUUAUUAUAGUGAGGUGCAUGCCCCCAGCAUAGCCGUGGAGAUGGGGGAACCCGAAACAAAGCCAGAUAGUUUGUUGGGAGACCCAGUUGCAAUGGUGAGUUUCUACCCAAAUAUCCCAGAAGCUCAGCCAUCAGCUGCCUGUGGAGAAUUUGUCUUCCUCAUGGACUGUUCAGGAAGUAUGCAAAGCCCCAUGAGUAACCAAAAUAAAUCUCAGCCACGCAUCGAGGCAGCCAAGGAAACACUCAUUUUGAUUCUGAAGAGUUUGCCUAUUGGCUGUUAUUUCAACAUCUAUGGAUUUGGAUCUUCUUAUGAGGCAUUCUUUCCCUAAAGCGUGAAGUACGAUCAGCGUACCAUGGAGGAGGCACUGAGGAGAGUUAAGCUUAUGCGGGCUGACCUAGGGGGUACGGAAAUGCUGGCGCCACUCCAGGCCAUUUAUGGGGGACCGUCCAUCCCAGGCCACCCCCUACAGCUAUUUGUGUUCACAGACGGAGAAGUUUCCAACACGUUUAGAGUAAUUAAAGAAGUUGAGAGCAAUGGUCAAAAGCACAGAAUCAACUCUACUCUCUACCACAAAUCGGAUUUUAAAUAUGGCUGUAUUUAUGGCCCUACCCAUCAGAGGCCCAGGACCAAGCUUCACCCAGCAGUGGGCAGAUACCAGAAAUAAGAAAAUGACAAUCCCAAAGCCUGUGGAAGGAAUCCACAAACACAGGCCAGACUCUACACUGGGACCAGCUGGACUCUGGCCCUUGGGUGACAAGAGAGGAGUGUACUGCUGGGACGCAUAGGACCCCUCCCACAGAAGGCCACCUCUCCAAGGCUGAGAAACGUAACUAACCCACCUAAAAAUACAAGUAGAAAGAUAAACAAUAUGAAGUGACAGAGGAGUAUCUCCCAGGCCAAGGCACAAGAUAAAAUCCCAGAAGAAAUAAGUGAUGAGGGGAUAGGCAAUCUAUCUGAGAAAGAGUUUAAAGUAAUGAUGGCCAAGAUGUUCAGAGAACUCAAGAGGAGGAUAGAUGCACAAAGUGAAGACUUUAGCAAAGAGUUGGAAAAUAUAAAGAAUACCCAAACAGAGGUGAAAAUAAAAUCACUGAAAUGAAUAACACACUAGAAGGAACCAAGAAUAGACUAAAUGAGGCAGAAGAAUGGAUCAGUGAGAUAGUAGAUUAGUGGAAAUAACUACUGCAGAACAGAAAAAAGAAAAAAAGAUUGAAAAGGAAUGAGGAUAGUUUAAGAGAACUCUGGGACAACAUGAAACACACUAAUAUUCGCAUUAUAAGGGUCCCAGAAAGAGAAGAGAGAGAGAAGGGACCUGAGAAAAAGUUCGGACAGAUAAUAACCAAAAACUUGCCCAACUUGGGAAAGGAAACUCUCACCCGAGUCCAGGAAGCAGAGUUCCACACAGGAUCAACCCAAAGAGGAACACACCGAGGUAAACAGUAAUCAAACUGACAAAAAUUAAGGAUAAGGAUAAAAUACUAAAAUCAGCAAGAGAAAAGCAACAAAUAACAUACAAGGUAACUUCCAUACGGUUACCAGCUGUUUUUUCAGCAGAAACUCUAUAGGAUAGAAGGAGUGUCAAGUUAUAUUUAAAGUGAUAAAAGGGAAAAACUUACAACCAAGAAUACUCUAUCCAGCAAGGCUCUUGUUCAGAUUUGAUGGAGAAAUCAAAAGCUUCACAGAUAAACAAAAGCUAAAAGAUUUCAGCACCACCGAACAAACUUUACAACAAAUGUUAAGGGAACUUCUCUAGGCAUCAAACCAUAAGAAAAGAGAACAAACAGAAGAAAGAGAAAAAAAGAGACCUAUGAAAGAUUGCUUUGGCUGUUCGGGGUCUUUUGUGGUUCCUUAUAAAUUGUGAAAUUGUUUGUUAUAGUUCUGUGAAAAAUGUGAGCAUAUUAGCGGGGGUUGCAUUGGAUCUGUGGAUUGCUUUGCGUAGUAUGGCCAUGUUGAUAAUCUUGAUUCUUCCAAUCCAACAGCACAAGAUAUCUUUCCAUUUUUUUUGUAUCUUCAGUUUCCUUCAUCAGUGUUUUACAAUUUUCAGAGCAUAGAUAACCUCCUUAGUUAAGUUUAUUUCCAGGUAUUUUGUUUUGACGCACUGGAAAUGUUUAUGCCAGUUAUAAAAUUUUGGUUUUUGAAGUGAAAAGAAAAAAAAAAAGGAGUUGAAGGGCCACAAAUGGCAAAAUAUCCUUCUUUCUCAUGGCUGGAGUUGUAUUCCAUUACAGGUACAUGCUGCAUCUUCUUUACCCAUCAUCUAUUGAUGUGCACUUAGGAGCUUCCAUAUCUUGGCAAUUAGAAAGAAUGUUGCUGUUAAUUUCCUAAAUAGCAACAAAAUUUUUAAAAUAGUAAAUAAUGUACGUUACAUGGAGAAAUAAACAUAGAAAAUGUAAUAAUUAUAAAAUUUUGUGACAGACUUGAGGCCAAGAAUUAAGUCAUUUUAAUAAAUAUAAAUGGGUUUGACUCAUCUAUUGAUGGAAAAGUGUUUCCAAUUUGGCUCUCAGUGCAAGAACUAACAGUAUGUCGCAUCCAAGAAGCAAAGUGAUUUAAGAAGGCUGAAAAUAACAGGCUAGACAAUGGAAUGCCAGGUAAAUGAAAACAGUAAGGAAGUAGGGGUAUCAGGUAAAGUAUAAUCCAGGCCAAGAAAGGAAAAACGUGACAAAGAAAGCCCUCUUUUAAUGCCACAAGCCACAAUUCACAAUAAACACAUUAAUUAUCUAUGUACUAAGUAACACUGUAACCAGAGACACAGGAAGACAAAGAUAGAAAUGCACCAAUAAUAGGAGACAUUAACAAACAAAACAAAAUAAGUGAACAAAAAAAAAUGAGUAUGUAUACAGAAGACCUCACCAAUAAGGUGGAUUUUAUGACUAUAAAUCAAACUGUACAUCCUGACAGUAGACUAUACCCUAUCUGCAGUAUACAUAAACUCACAACAUUGUAAACUGACUAUAACUCAAUAAAAAAAAAUAUAUAAACUAUUCAUAAAAGUUGAUGAUAC
Molecule: messenger RNA, 3690 nt
Organism: Camelus dromedarius (Arabian camel)
Lineage: Eukaryota; Metazoa; Chordata; Mammalia; Artiodactyla; Camelidae
Product: von Willebrand factor A domain-containing protein 5A-like
Source: RefSeq, a predicted model, not a curated record